Messenger RNA from Suillus subalutaceus, 288 nucleotides. RefSeq lists its product as uncharacterized. The coding region runs from base 1 to 288 and encodes 95 amino acids. The transcript is spliced from 6 exons. Lineage: Eukaryota; Fungi; Basidiomycota; Agaricomycetes; Boletales; Suillaceae. The record is from RefSeq and is a predicted model, not a curated record.
AUGUUUACCCGCCUCUCUACUGUUUUCGUUGUUCUCCUCGGCUUGAUGGCCCUUGUCAGCACUGGAGUGCCAGUCCCUGACAAGCGUGACACUUCCACGAGGGUGGUCCGAGCCAAUUAUGUAGCACUUGCGCGCGAAGAGUCUCCAGAACCAAACCCAGGCACGCCAGUAGUAGUUGGGCGUGAACUUGAAGAGUCUCUGGAACCAGACCCAUGUACGAGUGGCAAAGUAGCCGUCCUACUCUUAGGCAACUACUAUGCAGAAUCAGACCUUUCUUUGGAAACAUAA